This is a messenger RNA of Populus trichocarpa (black cottonwood), 1121 nucleotides long. Its product is annotated as anaphase-promoting complex subunit 10. The transcript has 6 exons. Gene Ontology annotation, biological process: protein K11-linked ubiquitination; anaphase-promoting complex-dependent catabolic process. Gene Ontology annotation, cellular component: anaphase-promoting complex. The coding region runs from base 147 to 725 and encodes 192 amino acids. Lineage: Eukaryota; Viridiplantae; Streptophyta; Magnoliopsida; Malpighiales; Salicaceae. The record is from RefSeq and is a predicted model, not a curated record.
AAUUCUGGUUUGACAUAAAGCUUACUUUUCAUACAGCAUUACAUAGUACAUUCACUCAAAAUUAGGGUUUUUGUUUGGUCAAAAUUGAACCAAGUUACUGACCUUUAAGCUACAUUUGGGUGGUGUAGUAUACUUGUAAACAAAAAAUGGCGACAGAAUCAUCAGAAGGAGAAGAAGAAGGGAAGAUCACAGGAGGAAACAAGCUCUUGGUUAUAGAAGAUGAUCUUAGAGAAAUGGGAAAAAAAGCUGCUUGGAGUGUUAGUUCUUGCAAACCUGGAAAUGGGGUCUCUUCUCUUAGAGAUGACAAUCUUGACACUUAUUGGCAAUCAGAUGGAGCACAGCCCCAUUUGGUUAAUAUUCAAUUUCAGAAGAAAGUGAAGCUGCAAUUAGUUGUUCUUUAUGUGGAUUUUAAGCUUGAUGAGAGUUACACACCUAGUAAGAUUUCGAUUCGUGCUGGUGAUGGGUUUCAUAAUUUGAAGGAGAUUAAGACUAUGGAACUUGUGAAGCCAACUGGGUGGGUUUAUCUUUCCUUAUCUGGAAAUGAUCCCAGGGAAACAUUUGUCAAUACAUUUAUGUUGCAAAUUGCUGUGCUAUCAAAUCACCUUAAUGGAAGGGAUACUCAUGUACGCCAGAUCAAAGUUUAUGGGCCUCAGCUGAACCCUUUUCCACAUCAGCCUUUUCAAUUUACUUCAAGGGAAUUCAUUACAUACUCUUCUGUGAGAUGAGAAACAUGACCACCAAAAAAAGAGGAAUUUCGAUACUAUAUCAAGCAGAGCGGUGAAGCAUGUAGCUGAAAGUAGCCAGAUCAUCAAAAAACGAUGAAGAGUUUUUAUCCUCGUAUCCAUUGCCUGUUAACUAUGGUGUUCAUAUAUCAACAGUUGUUGAAGAAAGUAGAUACAUGGGUAUUAAGAUCAUGUCACUAAUUGGUUUUCUAGUGAUCAGAAGUAUCCAGUCUCAUAUUGUCUUGCGAGUAUUGAUCCAAGGCAGCUAGAAAUAGGGGACCAUAUCUUAGAUGAUGUUCUGUAAGCCUAACGAGGAUUUUGACAUUUUGAGGAUCUCAUGGGUACAAAAUGUAGUUACUCUGCUUUCCUUAAAAAUCCAGGCGACCUCAUACUUGGAAA